UUUCUCCUUAUAGGGAUGAUUCCUGAUCAAUUUUAUUCGAAACUCAAACAUCUACCUGUUACAUUUACUUUAACCGAUAUUAAUAAAGAAGACGAACAAAUUGAAGAUGUCGUCCCAUAUCCAUCAAAUUAUAUAGUUUUUAGUUGUCAAUCAAGAAACGAAUUCGAAUCAGCACUAUUUAAAGUUGUAACACUACCAUAUUGGCACCCACUUGCUUAUAUUAUCCUAGUUUAUCAAUCUUCAUACGAUACAGUUUCUAUGGCUCAAAUGUUUUACGCUUUUUGGUAUUUUAAGGCCAUUAAUGUUGUUAUAAUACACUUUGAUGACAUGCAGGAGACUACCUAUAUAUCAUAUUUUAAUCCUUACACCAGUAGCUCGUUUGAAUUAGAUCAUAUUUUUGGGUGUUGGACUGUCAAAAAGAUUACUAUGCCAAUAAGCGAUUUGGAUGGCUUGAUUUGCGAACAAGGCUGCCACAAUGUUUCUAUAUAUUCAAAACUUCGAACUAACAACCUUGGUACAUGCUUAAGCUUUAGUACUUCUAUUCUCAGUUAUAAAAACCUAGAAGCAGUUAAAAAGCUUAUUCUAUUUGAGGAUAAAAGCGCCAACUAUCAUAAUUACAGCAUGAAUAGUUUUGCAAUUGAACUGGAUCCAUUUCUCAAUAUUAAGGCAGACAAUGGUACGUACACACUUCAUAAAAGAGAUGGUCAAAUUUGGAAUGCACUGUCAAAACUCAUGAUUUUCUCCAUUGACUUAACGAUGAAUGAACCUACGUGGAAGCAUGACUUUGAUUAUAUUACAAACAUGCAGGAAUUUGUUUCAUUCACACAAAGAAAGAAGGAUUUAGUUCUUUUACCCAUGUAUCAGUUUGACGUGAUGGUUGUUGAGUUAGAUAAUACUGUACCUUUACAAGACAGUGGCGUCUGCUUUAUGUCGCAUCGGGCGGGUUUCGAAACUGUUGUGUUCGAUCUAAAGUUAUUUAAAAACAAUAUAAAAAUGAUAAUCGAAUUUUUGCUGUGUUUCUUAUGUACUUGGAUAGUAUUUAUUAUCUUUAACAUAGAGCAGUCACGAAGAUUUUCAUUCGAUCAAAUCGGUAAGGAUUUCGUUAAUUCAUUUAGAACUGUGCUUUCUAUAAGUGUUCACAAACCACCGAGGCGUGGUUCUUUCCGAAUAUUUCUUGGAAUUGCAAUCUGGAGCUUUUUUGUACUAAACUUUUCCUCACAGGCGGCGAUAAUUUCAUUCUUCUCAGUGUAUAAGAAGGGAAAAGAAGUUGAUACAUUUGACGAUAUUUUAGAGAAGGGUUACGCAAUAGAAGGGAUAUUAUCCCCGGAUGUUGUACUACCGGACACCGAGGAGAAGUUUAAAAGAAUCAACAGCAAAGUGGUUCCUGUACAAAAUAUGUUCAUUUGUCCUGAGCGUAUGAAGAAUGACAGUCAAAGAUUUUGUUUGGUGGAUUGUGCUUUGGGCCGUUUCCUAGAACGAAAUUUCUUAAACAACGGAGAGCAAUAUCUUCACAUUGCAAGACAGGACAGAAUACACAGCCAUUACUUGCAGAUGAUAAUGCAUAAACAUUCGCCGAUGACUGUUCGAUUGAAUAAAUACAUGCAAAUGAUGAUCGAAGGUGGUUUGAUUAACAAGUGGAUUGAUUACAGAUUUGAUGAUAUAAAAGAAGGAGCACCAAUUAAGCCGCUAUCAAUGAUUGAUCUGAAAGGUAUAUUUCAGGGAUAUUGUAUGGUUUUGGUUGUAUGCACUGUGAUCUUUUGCGUCGAGUGGUUAAUAGGUAUCAUACGUUGCUUUAAAAAAAAUUAA
Molecule: messenger RNA, 1806 nt
Organism: Pieris napi
Lineage: Eukaryota; Metazoa; Arthropoda; Insecta; Lepidoptera; Pieridae
Exons: 1
Coding region: 16-1806 (596 amino acids)
Source: RefSeq, a predicted model, not a curated record